AUGUCCACAAAUGGCAUUGAAUGUUAUCAUCACGGAAUCAGCAGACUACGAAUAUUAAAUUUCAUGACUUUUCCAUUAUCAAGUGAUCCCAAAAAAGGAAUUACAAUCGCGACCGAAGCAAAAUCAAAUUUGAUUGUCCCUAGAUGGAAAGCAAUCACAAGAGAAUUACAUUAUCGGCCACAUUGA
This is a messenger RNA of Clunio marinus, 186 nucleotides long. The record is from the annotation of a GenBank genome assembly. NCBI's taxonomy places the organism in Eukaryota, Metazoa, Arthropoda, Insecta, Diptera, Chironomidae.